UUCGAAUUUUACUGAUUUCUUUAAUAUUCGUUAAAUGUUUAUGGGAUUUAUUUUUAGUAUUUUUGUGAAUUAUAUUAUAAUAUAAUGGAAACGUCAAUAAGUUUUGAUGUUCGAAUUAUAUUAAACAUAAAAGAAGGUAAAGGUUUUGAACAAAUUUUAUUACCUACAUUAGUUGUUGCAACACUUAAUGGACAUUCCUUAGAAACUGAUGUUGUAGAACCAAGUCCCAAUCCUCAGUACAAUCAUGACUUGGUUUGGGAAGUUGAUAAAAAUAGAUUACGAAAAAUGAGAUCCGGACAAGUUCCAUUAAAGCUAGAAUGUUUUGCUAUUAAAAGCAGCGAUCAUAAGGAAAAAUUAGGGUAUCUUCUACUUAAUCUGAGAGCUGCACAAGUUUUUUCUAAAACUGAUACCAUUAAUGUGAAAUCUAAUUGGCAUACGCUAUUAGGUUUAAAAGGUGAGCUUAAAGUCCAUAAACCUGAAUUACUCUUGGCUUUAAGUAUUCAUCAUCAAGAACCUACAACAUUAAAUUCUCAAUUAGAGCUAAAAAAUAGUGAAGAAUAUCACCAAGCAACUCCUGAAUCUCCUAAAAUAACUCCUUGUUUGCUUUGUGAUGAGCGUCUUAUCCAAUUGGGUCCUUUAAACACUUGUCAUGAAUUGUUUUUGUUGAAUAUCACAGCUAUAUCUGCAACAAAUAUAGAUUCAUUAUUACCACCAAAUUAUUAUGCAGAUAUGAAUAAUAAUUUAUAUUUUUGGUGUAAAAUAUUGGAAAAUGAUAUCUACUUUAAUAGAUCUAAGAAAGAUUAUGGACAGCUCUGGACACUUAAUGAGAAAAUUGUAAUAAGGAUCAGAAGUUCAUUAAGAGUCCUAAAAGAUUAUUUACAACAAAAACCAUUUUUGUUUAUAUAUUUGAAAUAUAAAGAGAACAUCUUAGGUCAAUCAGAAGUAAAUUUGAAACCCCUGAUUCCUACUGAUAAUAUUGAAGAAUUUCUCAAAAUCACAGAAAAUAGUAAUAGCACUUUACAACAAAGAUGUUACUUAUAUAGAAAAGAUAAAAGUAAUGAUGCAGAAUAUAGAAAUUCAUAUCUUGAUUUACAGCUAAAAUUGCAGUAUGCAGGAGGUAAAACAGAUGUAACAGAAACUCCUAACACUGUAAUUAGUGAUUCUAUUAUUUCUAAUUCUGCUAAAGAACUGAAAUCUAAUUUAAAACAAACGAAAUCAUAUGGAAGUGAAAUAGAUUGUCAUAGAAAUCCUGGUGGUGAUUUUGGAAAAUAUUCUGUUGGAGCUCACAUGAUCGACUUCACAAAUGCAUAUAACAGUCUAAAUAAACAAUCAUUGAGCUGUGAAGUUAUUCAAAGUCAGCCAAUUAAAGCUGUAUUUUCACAAUCAGCUGAUACACUACUGUCUAAUAUCAAUGAUUGUUCUAAAAGUGUAGAAGCAUAUCACUGUUAUUGUUUGAAUAUUUUAUUAAUAGCAAUAAAACUAACAUCUCCUGCAUUAGCAAUAACAAAUGCAGAAAUUCGACUCCAUCAUCCAAAGACUGAAAUUGUAUCAACAUUUCAUUCAAAUGUGCAAUUUUCAUUAGGAGAAAAAAUAAAAUUGCAAGAUGUAGGUUGCAAGUUACAUUUUAUCUCAGCGAUAGAUGAAAUCAAACAGUUAUUACUGUCUUUCCCACCAAAGAUUAGUAUAUAUAAAAAAGAAGGAAAUUCUAAGACAUGUGUAUGUCAAAGUAUUGUUGAUAUAAAACAAUUAUUUUCUCAAAAUAAGGCUGAACACUUAUGUGAUGUACCAUUAUAUGAUAUGGAACAAAACAAUGUUGGUAAUUUAGAUGUUUUGUUGAAUUUAGAGGAUCAUGGUCCGUAUUAUAGGAUCAAAAGAUCAGUACAAAGUGAAUAUUUGGGACCACCUAUUUUAGAUGAUAGUUUAGCAUAUAAAAUUGUUGAUGAGUUAGAAACGUGGAAAGAAAGACAAAUGGAAAUAUUUAAAGUUGAGUUGAAAAGGAAAGAAGAUCGUCAUUUAAAUUUAUUGAGUCAAGAGUGGCAAAAACAGAAAGAAAAUUUAGAAGCAAAACUUGCUUGCAGCGUCGAACAAUGUAAAAUGCUAGCAAACAGUUUAAAUAAAGCUACAGAAGACCUAAGAAUGCGGAGAUUACAAAGUCUUGAAAAGGAAACAAGAUUAAUUAAAACAAAUGAAGAUUUACAAUGGAGAUAUGAAACAAAAAUACGUCAACUUAACGAAUCACAUUUUGCGAUGCUAAAAGAACUUACAUUAAAGAUCGAUAUUCUUGAGAAGAAGAAAACGACUCUAGAAGGGGAAGUUGAACAAUUAAGUGCUGAGAAUGAAAGAUUACAAUUGCUUCUAACAAAACAAUUAGAAGAAUUAGAAUCUUAUCAAAAAGGUUCUUUAACGCAGGAUCAAACAGCAAAUUUGUUACAAGAGUUAAAAAUACUCGAAGAAAAAUUACAAAAUGCACAAGAAAGUAAAUAUUUCUUCAAAGAACAAUGGGCAAAGGCAGUUCGUGAAAUGCAUUGUAUGAGAAGAGAAUAUCAAGAAGCUAGACAAGUUCAGAUAAAAAAUAGUAAAGAAGAAUUGCAAAACUUGGAUCUAGAAGAGAUAUUGUGUACUGAUACAAAUGCCUUGACAAAUGACCAGAUUUUAUUGAAUGAAAUUCAAAAAGAAAUUGAUGUGAUUAAACCUAAACCAUCUUUUACUGACAGCGACGUAUACUGCCAAGUAUUUACGCCGGCCUCUGUAGAUUCAAAAAUUUUACAGAAUAGCAAUAAAAGUACGUUUAAAAAAUCGGAAGAAUGUGAUAAAAGACUGCAGGCAUUACUCGAAGAACGUAAUUCCCUUUUAAAGACCGGAAGCUAUACAAUUGAUGAUACAGUUAUUAUGAAACUAAAUGCAGAAAUAAGAUCGUUAAUGAUGAAGUAGUUGUUAUAAUAUUUUUUUAUAUAUAGCAGGUUAUAAAAUACGUUGAUAUUAACUCAUUGAUAAAAAUUAUUUUGGUAAAAGUUAUAUUUUAUUACGAUAUGGGACUGAAGAACACUCUACCAUCUUUUUUA
Molecule: messenger RNA, 3062 nt
Organism: Osmia lignaria (orchard mason bee)
Lineage: Eukaryota; Metazoa; Arthropoda; Insecta; Hymenoptera; Megachilidae
Gene: rha
Product: rha
Biological process (GO): interkinetic nuclear migration; positive regulation of centriole elongation
Cellular component (GO): centrosome
Source: RefSeq, a predicted model, not a curated record